Dunckerocampus dactyliophorus (ringed pipefish) is the source of this 3074-nucleotide messenger RNA. RefSeq names its product carbohydrate sulfotransferase 10-like. Gene Ontology annotation, cellular component: membrane. NCBI's taxonomy places the organism in Eukaryota, Metazoa, Chordata, Actinopteri, Syngnathiformes, Syngnathidae. The record is from RefSeq and is a predicted model, not a curated record. Gene Ontology annotation, biological process: carbohydrate biosynthetic process; proteoglycan biosynthetic process. The transcript has 5 exons. Gene Ontology annotation, molecular function: sulfotransferase activity. Bases 515 to 1600 code for a protein of 361 amino acids.
AGUGUUGUUUAUUAUGGCCCAAAACGCACGGACGAUGACUGUGUGCCCACACGAAUGUAUUUCCACCAAGCGAUGCUGGAAUACAGUGGACCUCCGUUUAUUAUGAUUACGCAAGAAGAGCCAAUAGCUACUGUCCUUACUGAGGGGUAGGCAUCACUGUUCAGCUAGUGGACAUCAAUAGCAGCUGUGUAAACAACACACAUUAGGAGGACUCCGGCGACGCAUUUAAGCGUUUUCACUUCACAGGUCUCAGCUGUCCUCUUUCCGUACCUAUGCCCCGGUGCUUUGUUCGCUACUAAAAUUAUUUAAUUCUCGUUAGGAAUGCUGGAGUGGUGUGUUCGGGAGGGACCCGGUGCUAGCUAGUCGGCUAACCGAACUCCCCCAGUUGGCCAGUGUGAGCACUUAUCGUUUGUUGCUGGUAACAAACUGGAAGAAAGCAACGACGCAAAGAGUCUAAGGCUGUGAGGGUGGGAGCCGCUAUCCGUAGCUUCCAUGACCGCUGGCUGAUGCAGCGAUGCGGCACCACGGGUUGCUCCUUCGGGCUUGCGCCUUGGUGCUGCUCUUCCUCAUGUUCGUCACCAAGUUCAUCAGCUACAAAGCUGUCAACGAAUAUGGAGAGAUGGCUGGUGUUCAGAGCUGGACAUUGUCAGGACACAAGGUGGCAAAGCUUCCAGUGCCCUCUUCUGUAAAAACCCUUGCACCGCAACCAGAUCAGUCCUCAGCAGCCCCUGCAUUGGCCGAGUGGGAAGCAGUUCUAGAGAAGCGAAUCCAGCUGCUCUCAGCUGUUUGUAAGAACAGUAGACUCAGGAGUUUGACCCACGUCCCCAUCAGCAAGUUCGUCCUGGACCGCAUUUUUGUCAGUGACAAGCACAACAUCUUGUUCUGCCAGACACCCAAAGUGGGAAACACGCAGUGGAAGAAGGUCCUCAUUGCUCUCAACGGAACCUUCUCCAGUGUGGAGGAGAUCCCAGAGAACCUCGUCCAUGACCAUGAGAAGAAUGGCCUGCCGCGCCUCUCAUCGUUCAAGCCACAAGAAAUUACACUCAGAUUGAACACUUACUUUAAGUUUUUCAUCGUGAGGGAUCCGUUUGAGCGUCUGAUCUCUGCAUUCAAGGACAAGUUCAUCACGAACCCCCGUUUCGAGCCUUGGUACAAGCACGACAUCGCUCCCGCCAUCAUCCGCAAGUACCGCAAAAGCCACCGCGACGGCGAUCGCGUCGCGUCCGGCUUGCACUUUGAGGACUUUGUCCGUUACCUUGGGGAUGCGGAGGGCCGGCGCCGCAUGGACCGUCAGUUUGGCGAGCACAUCAUCCACUGGGCGACGUACGCAGAGCUGUGCGCGCCGUGCGACAUCCGCUACGACGUCAUUGGCCACCACGAGACACUGGAGCGAGACGCCGCCCACAUCCUGAGGAGAGCGGGCAUCGAACAGCUGGUGUCCUACCCGGCCAUCCCUCCUGGCAUCACGCGCUACAACAAGACCAAGGUGGAACGCUACUUUUCAGGUAUCAGCAAGCGGGACAUCAGGCGCCUCUACGAGCGCUAUCAGGGGGACUUUCACUUAUUUGGGUACCCAACACCUGACUUUCUGCUCAACUGACAUUCAGAGUGCAAGUAUUCAUAUUGGAGUACUUUGUAUCUUCACAAGAAACCUAUUUAUGGCCAAAUCCAACGUGAAAGAGGUGUAGCAUCAAUGACAAGCAUGUUCCUUUGCACUGAGUGGAUUUCAAAUUCUGACUAGUUUUAUAGAGUACGAAACAGAAAUAACAUUUCUAUAUUUUCUGUACACUUGCUUAAAGUCCGCGAUGAUCCUUGAGAGCAAUCGAUGCGGUGGUGAUGAUGAUGAUGAUGAUGCCUUCUUCCUGUGUCGUCGUCCUUUUCAACGAUUGUUGGGGUUGCGUUUACUGACAAUGACUGAAAUCUCUUCACUACUGCUUCUGCCGUUUUCUUUGUAGCUGUUAGUCACACGAAGCCUUGGUACAGUGUUUUACAAUGAUUUAGCAGCAUAGCACAUAAACGUUCAGCACUUUUGUUAUUUAUAUAAAGUUAUUGAAAUACUACUGUACAAUACCUCACAAAAGGGAGUACUGCACACCCCUCAUGUUUGUGCAAAUGUCUUUUGAUGGGACAACACGAAGGAAUCAUUUCUCCCCGUGAAACGACGUCAUGAAAUAUUGAUGGAAAUGUGAGGGGUGUGCUCUCCUUUGUGAGGUGCUGUAGCCUUCAAACGAAUUGUUGCUGCACAAGACCAACCCAGGUUGAUGAUGACAGUCAUAAUAAUGAGAAUAAUAAUAAUAAAUCAUUUAAAACUACGAUUUGGUAGCGUUUGCAUUUUUAUGUGUGAGUGAAGAUGUCCGUCUUGCCUAACCUCCAGACGUGCACUGAGCUGUAUACGGAAGGUAGCAGCAGGCGUCGUCCCUUGACACUUAGCGCUUAAAAUUUUGUGGCUUCACUCUAUCACAGUUUUUUCAAAAAUACGUAUAUUAAUAAAUCAUGCUGUUUUGUAGUUGAAUACGGUCUAUUAUGAUCAUUAUUUUAAAAUGUAUAUUUAAGCAAAUAUGUGAGAGCCAUUAGCCACAAAUGGUGAAAACAUGAAACAGUGGUGAACCUUCCCAGGACCGGCCGGCCAACCAAAAUGACCCCAAGAGUGCAGCGACGACUCAUUCAAGAGGUCACAAAAGACCCCACAACAACAUCCAAAGAACUGCAGGCCUCACUUGCUUCAGUUAAGGUCAGUGUUCAUGACUCCACCAUAAGAAAGACACUGGGCAAAAACGGCCUGCAUGGCAGAGUUCCAAGACCAAAACCACUGCUGAACAAAAACAACAUUAAGGCUCGUCUCAAUUUUGCCAGAAAACAUCUUGAUGAUCCCCAAGACCUUUGGGAAAAUACUCUGUGGUCUGACGAGACAAAAGUUUAACUUUUUGGAAGGUGUGUGUCCCAUUACAUCUGACAUAAAAGUAACGCCGCAUUUCAGAAAAAGAGCAUCAUAGCAACAGUAAAAUAUGGUGGUGGUAGUGUGAUGGUCUUCAGGACCUGGAAGACUUGUUGUGAUAAAUGGAAGCAUGAAUUGU